AUGCAAGCGAAACAGACACGGAUUCGACUCGAUGGGAGGGAAGCUCGGGAGCGGGCCGCUCAGAUUAAACAGGAGUUGAGGCUAGAUUCGACAAAAGUGGGCUUGAUAUUGACGUUGUCAACUAGUAUCUUUACGUUCGACCGAACUUUGAAACUCCAACUCCGACAGCUAACCCAUUUGUUAAAUAUCACGUUCGAUGGAAAGGCACGCCUCUCUGGCAAGAGACGGAUGUGCUCUCACGCAGUAACCAUCUUGCUGCCAUCCGUCUGUGCUUCAGUAGCACCAGGGCCGCCGAUGUUCCGUGGUUAUUCUCGGUCUGCUGUUGAUAGUAUGGCUUACCAUGACCACAUUCAUCCCGCCUCUACCAGCCAAUUCAUCGUCAGAUCAAAAGAGCACCGAAACAUUUAUCCAUCCACCCUAGUCUGCAAGAAAUGGUUCGACUGGGCUCAACCAGCUCGCCUUUAUGAACUCGCGUUCAGCCGGCGAGACGAGCGAAGUCUUGCAACCCGAUAUCUGCAUGCAGCCUUUGCAGAUGGUUUCACCGCAAAACGUCAUCUAGAUUGGCCGCAUCAUAUCCACCGGUUGAUGAUAGACGUGUCCACAUCCCCUCCCGCUCAACAUGAGGCAAACACUUUCUUCCACCUCUUGAUUAACUUGAAAACGGUGGUAUUCGUAGGCCAUGUCACCAGCUCAUUCUCUCUGUUUCUGGUCGAUCUGUUGCAUCGCCAAAAAAUACGAGAUAUACGGUGGCGCAAGGACCUGGACUAUGUACAGGAUGCUGCCGACAUCUAUCAGGAGCUUCGCCAGCUCUAUCCUCUCUUCACUGGGUUGUCUGCAUAUAAGAUGCUUGAUGUGGAUAUCAUUGAAUUUUCAGGUCCUGUUCACAUCUUCUCAGAUAUAGAAGCCGACCCAUAUACCAUUCAACCUGACUCCAUACAACCCACAGACAUUAGGCUGUACCUGAUUCCUGACAUGGCCAAGUUACUUCGUGUGGGCAUGUCGGGAACGACAUUCUUCGAUUUCUCGAAUGUUCGUCGCCUUGACCUUGCUGUGGGCCCCGCAGAUGCCUACUCCAUUUUCGAUGCCAUUAUGGCAUUACCAGCUGUCGAGGUCCUUUAUUUAGACCUUACUGCCCUAACAAACGGCUUUUUGAAAGUCAGAAAGCUCAAGUGUCUGCAAGAGCUUCGCUUAUGUGCCAGGCCAAAGCAACUUCCGUCUGUUUCAGCUGUCAUUGAAAAUCUUCCCAACCGUGGAGCGGGCACGGAUGUCAGCAUUGUCUUCGUACAUUGGAAAACUGGCUUCUUCUCCUCUGAUUUACAUGUCGCGCUUUCAACUAUCGAUGCUCUAGCAUCUGCUGUUGCAUUCUCGUUGAAAUUAUACAUUAGGUUUGGUGGUCUAAGUCGCAUACAUGGUUCAAUGAUGCUGUUUGAUGAUGUUGCGGAGUUCUUGAAUACAUGCUUGGGAACCUGGAAGGAUGCUGGGUGGCUGACCUUAUUUUGGGACAUUCAUGAGGCAUGUAUGUGGGAGAGGGCCACGAAGCCUGUCAGCGAAGUAGGCUGGAAAACAUAUAUUCCUGAGCAUUCUUACACAUUCAAUUAG
This is a messenger RNA of Desarmillaria tabescens, 1599 nucleotides long. RefSeq lists its product as uncharacterized. The record is from RefSeq and is a predicted model, not a curated record. The transcript is spliced from 5 exons. Lineage: Eukaryota; Fungi; Basidiomycota; Agaricomycetes; Agaricales; Physalacriaceae. The coding region runs from base 1 to 1599 and encodes 532 amino acids.